Messenger RNA from Cryphonectria parasitica EP155, 1731 nucleotides. Its product is annotated as TPR domain protein. The coding region runs from base 1 to 1731 and encodes 576 amino acids. Gene Ontology annotation, cellular component: intracellular anatomical structure. Gene Ontology annotation, molecular function: protein binding. The transcript is spliced from 3 exons. The record is from RefSeq and is a predicted model, not a curated record. Lineage: Eukaryota; Fungi; Ascomycota; Sordariomycetes; Diaporthales; Cryphonectriaceae.
AUGCGCUGUAACAGAGCCCCUGGAGCAGAGGCUCUGGCAGACGCUGACGCGUCGUCGUAUUUCAACCUGGGCACAUACUCUCGCACAGUAACCACCAAGAACAGCGAGGCGCUGACGUGGUUCAACCGCGGGCUGAUUUGGAGCUAUGCUUUCAACCACCAAGAGGCCGUGGCAUGUUUCGAGCAGGCCAUCGCCCUGGACCCGACAUUUCCUAUGGCCCACUGGGGCAUCGCAUAUGCUCUGGGGCCCAACUACAACAAGCCCUGGGGCUCCUUUGACGAGGACGAGCUGGGUCCGAUCAUCGCGCGGGGUUACCAGGCCGCAAGCAAGGCUGCCCAGUACGCGAAGACAGCGGCAGCAACGCCGAUGGAGACAGCCCUCAUCGAGGCCCUCCGGCACCGAUAUCCUCUCGACGGGUUGCCACCAACCUCCAGCAACUCAUCGCCACAACCCUGGGAUGCCUGGAACCACGAGUAUGCCCGCCAGAUGCGUAUCGUGUAUAAGGAGUGGCGCGACGAUUUGGACGUGGUCGCCCUCUUCGUCGACGCCCUGAUGAACCUGACGCCGUGGCAGCUGUGGGACAAUAAGGGGAGGAACCCUGAGCAGGGAAGCAGCGCACUGGAGGCAAAAUCAACUCUUGAGAAUGCCCUGGCGAUGCCAAGAGGCACCCAGCACCCGGGCCUGCUGCACCUCUGGAUACACCUCAUGGAAUUGAGCUCCAAUCCCGAGGAGGCCCUCGAUGCGGCCAACCACCUGCGCACACUCGUCCCCGACGCCGGUCAUUUGGCCCACAUGCCCUCCCACAUCGAUGUGUUGUGCGGGCGCUACCAGCAGGCCAUCGAUGCCAACUCGGCCGCCAUACUUGCUGAUGAGAAAUAUGUGGCGGAGGUGGGCACCCUGAACUUUUACACGUUGUACCGCUGCCACAACUAUCACUUCCGCAUCUAUGCCGCCAUGCUCUGUGGGCAGUCCCAGGUCGCCAUCAACACCGCCCGAGAGCUCGAGUCUACCAUAUCUACCGACCUGCUCCGCGUCGAGUCGCCUCCCAUGGCCGACUGGCUUGAGGGCUUCCUGUCGACAAGCGCCCACGCCUAUGUUCGAUUCGGCUGUUGGGAGACCAUCCUCGAGCUCCCUUUUCCCGAGGAUAAAAAGCUUUUUUGCAACACGACAGCAACUCUACACUAUGCCAGGGGCUUGGCGUAUGCCGCCCUUGGCCGGGUCGACGAAGCCAGAGAGGAGCAAUACAAGUUCCACGAUGCCGAGAAGCGGGUACCCAGAUCGCGCACCAUCUUCAAUAACACGUGCAGGGACAUACUCAAAGUUGCCAGUUUCAUGCUAGGGGGGGAAAUCCAGUACCGCCGUGGUAACACCGCCGAGGCAUACAAGUUUUUGUGGCUCAGCAUAGAUCAUUACGACUCCUUGCCCUAUGAUGAGCCGUGGGGUUUCAUGCAGCCCGUGCGACACGCGCUCGGGGCGCUGCUGCUGGAGCAGGGCUUGGCUGAGCAGGCGAUGGCCGAGUAUAAGGCUGACCUGGGGCUCGAUCUGGCGGUCCCGAGGUCGCGUUGGCACCCGAACAACGUGUGGGCUCUGGAGGGAUAUCACGAGUGCCUGGUGCGGACGGGCCGGACAGAGGAAGCAAGAUAUCUCUCUGUGAAGUUGGAGAAGGCGCUGGCAUUGGCCGAUGUGCCCAUCAGGUCUUCAUGCUUCUGCCGGCUGACGUGUAUUGAUUGA